UAUGCCUUUCUAUCAAAAACCAAAAACAUUCACCCCUUUAUUAUUAGCAGCUGAAAAAAAAGCUAUUAAAAACGGUGUACAUAAGGCAAUAUUUACAUCACGUUUCGAUAAAUACGUCGGCGAUUGGAAUAAAGAUUUAAAAGAAGGCAAAGGAUUAUUUUUAACAUUCACUGGAAAAUUGUACGAAGGAGAUUGGUAUAAAGGUUUUAGGCAUGGGUUUGGAACUCUCAGUAAUAAAUUGGCUAAUGGGACCUUUAGUCUAGAAUAUAGAGGUGACUGGAUAAAGGGAAAACCGGAAGGGAUAGGUUGGAGGUACUACGAAAAUGGAGAUGUUUACUUUGGAUUUUGGAAAAGAGGUCGUCGACACGGCUACGGAAAAAUAUGGUAUAAAGAUAGUACUUUCUACGUCGGAUAUUGGAAAAUGGAUAAAAAAGAUGGACUUGGAAUGUUUGUUCAAGCAAAUGGCAAUCGUUACGAGGGUCAUUGGGCUGAUGACUUCAGGGACGGAUUAGGUCGUUUCUACCAUUUACACACUGGUCAGCUGCAAGAAGGAUGCUGGAAGCGAGGAUUGUGUAUUCAAUCGAAGAUGUGUGACAUAAUUAUCCGCCAAUUUUGCGAUCUACCCACACCGUAUCCUAUUCCGCAGGAAAUGCUUCGGAAUUCACGUAAACUGCUCGAAGAAAGUGAACUUUGGCUAAAACAACAAAUAGGAGAAAUCGAUAAAAAUUUAAAAUACUGCAUUGACGAAAUGUAAGGUUUAUUGCGAAAUACAAUCAGAUCAUCAUAAAUAUAACAACAUCGUUUAAAUCAUCAUUAAAUGAUAUUCUAUUUAAUAAACCUUAUGUAAAGAAAAUAAACAGAACUUUAUUACUAUGUCAUUAUCAUAUCACAGUAAAUUAUUUGAUUACUUAAGUAACUUACAAUCAAUAAUGUAAUUUUAGUUCAAUUAAUUAUUUAUAUAAAUUGAUAGCACUAUUUUUAUACAUGAUUAAGUUAUUGGUAACAUUGUUUAAGAUAUAAUUUACAAAGACAUUAGUUCUUAUCGAGUGUAAAAAGUUUAGUAACACGAUAAGUCGACUUAUAUAUAUUAUACUGUCCUGUUAAGUAAAAACCAUUAGU
Vanessa atalanta (red admiral) is the source of this 1119-nucleotide messenger RNA. Its product is annotated as MORN repeat-containing protein 3-like. The coding region runs from base 2 to 754 and encodes 250 amino acids. NCBI's taxonomy places the organism in Eukaryota, Metazoa, Arthropoda, Insecta, Lepidoptera, Nymphalidae. The record is from RefSeq and is a predicted model, not a curated record. The transcript has 5 exons.